GGCUAUCUUUUCUGUUCUUUCCGUGCAUCUGCCAUUGUGUGAUUGAAUGUUGACAGGAGCUUGCAUUUCCUGGAAGCAGGGGAGUCAGUGGAUUACAGCGAGGUGAAGGAGACGAUUUGCCUAUAACUCAGCCCUUAGGGCAGAGGAUAGGCAGCGCAUGCUGCCUAAAAGGCGACGGGUUGAGGUUGAGGAGGACAAAACGGGGUCGUCAAUGACGAAGCCUCGCUCCUCGGAGGAUGUGUCAAUGACGAAGCCUCGCUCCUCCGUGGAUGUUGAGAUCGAUGAAGAUCUGCACAGUCGCCAGUUGGCAGUGUAUGGACGGGAGACGAUGCGUCGCCUGUUUGGGGCCAGUGUGCUCGUCUCUGGGCUGGGGGGUCUUGGAGUGGAGGUCGCAAAGAACACGAUUCUAGCUGGGGUCAAGUCUGUGACUUUACAUGACUCUCAUGUUGUGGGAUUGGCAGAUCUGUCAUCGCAGUUCUAUUUGUCUGAAACUGAUAUUGGAAAGAACCGGGCCACUGCAUGCGCAGACAAGCUGAUUGAGCUCAACACUGCUGUUGCAGUUCGGGUACAUACUGGAGAUAUCAUGAAAGAGUUCCUUGCGAACUUCAACGUGGUGGUGUUUACCGAUUUGCCUAUGAACAAGGCUCUGGAGAUCAACAGCUUCUGCCAUACACAUCAGCCACCGAUCGCCUUCAUCAAAGCAGAAGUACGUGGAGUGUUUGCAAGUGUGUUCUGUGAUUUUGGACCUGAGUUCACAGUGUUCGAUACAGAUGGAGAAGAACCACACUCUGGUAUUGUUGCAUCCAUCACUACGGGCAAUCCAGCACUUGUAACCUGUGUAGAUGAUGAGCGGUUAGAGUUCCAAGAUGGCGAGCUUGUGACUUUCCGGGAGGUCAGAGGCAUUCCAGAACUGAAUGAUGGAAAACCACGGCGGGUGAAAAACGUCAAGGCACAUUCAUUCCAGCUUGAGGAGGACACAACCAAGUGCAAUGCCUACGAAGGUGGUGGGAUCGUUACUCAAGUCAAGGAGCAGAAAGUCUUGAAGUUCAAGCCACUAAAUGAGGCGCUCAGUGACCCGGGGGAGUUCUUGCUUUCAGAUUUUUCAAAGUUUGAUCGCCCUGGCCUUCUGCAUGUAGGUUUCCAAGCUCUGGGGCUCUUUGAAGCGUCCUUUGGCCGUCUUCCCGGCCUGGCAUCAGCUGAAGAUGCUGAAAAGCUCGUAGCCUUAGCCAAGGAGGUGAAUGAAAAGGCCGGUGACAAGCGAUUGGAGAGCCUCGAUGAGGGCGUUCUGAGGAAGCUUUCCUUCGGUGCUGCGGCUUGCCUUUCUCCCAUGGCUGCCCUGUUUGGUGGCAUUGUUGGUCAAGAAACUGUUAAGGCUUGCUCGGGGAAGUUCCACCCCAUCUUGCAAUUCUUUUACUUCGACUCUGUCGAGUCUCUGCCCCCCAAUGAGCUUCCAGCUGAGGAGACCAUGCCAGUCGGAUCGCGGUAUGAUCCGCAGAUUGCAUUGUUUGGUCGAACGCUUCAGGAGAAGAUGAUGAAUGCUAACUGCUUCAUGGUCGGGGCAGGAGCUCUGGGGUGCGAGUUUUUGAAGAAUCUGGCACUGAUGGGUGUCUGCUGUGGUCAGAAUGGGAAGCUCACUGUGACGGAUGACGAUACAAUCGAGAAGAGUAACCUCAGCAGACAGUUCUUGUUCCGCGACUGGAACAUCGGGCAGUCRAAAUCUUUGGUAGCUGCGGCUGCWGCGCAAGUAAUUAAUCCGAGCUUGAGAAUCAAUCCUCUCCAGAACCGYGUAAGCGGAGARACGGAGUCUGUGUUUAAUGAUGAAUUCUGGGAACGCCUCGAUGUCGUUGUGAAUGCAUUGGACAAUGUGAAUGCGCGAUUGUAUGUGGAUUCUCGAUGUGUCUAUUUYCAGAAGCCUCUUCUGGAAUCUGGAACUCUGGGGACAAAGUGCAACACUCAAAUGGUGAUCCCGCAUCAGACGGAGAACUACGGAGCAUCAAGGGAUCCGCCGGAAAAGCAAGCUCCAAUGUGUACCUUGCACUCCUUCCCCCACAAUAUAGAYCACUGCCUUGUCUGGGCGCGCUCGGAAUUCGAAGGCUUCCUAGAAAAGACUCCAGCGGAGGUGAAUGCAUUCUUAUCGAAACCCAACGAGUACAAGGAAACGGCGAAGAGUGCAGGGGAUGCUCAGGCCAGGGACGCUCUGGAGCGGAUUGUGGAAUGCCUUGUGACAGAUUGGUGUACAACGUUUGAGGACUGCAUUGYGUGGGCACGGCAUCGCUUCGAAGAUUAYUUUGCGAAUCGUGUAAAGCAGYUGACGUUCACAUUUCCAGAGAAUGCUAUUACCAGCACGGGGGCUCCAUUCUGGUCAGCUCCGAAGAGAUUCCCGACACCUCUGGAGUUCUCRAGCAAGGAUYCGUGUCACAUGUCCUUCGUCAUUGCAGGCGCCAUUCUCCGGGCAGAAACUUUUGGAAUAGCAAGGCCUGUAUGGGCAACAGAUGUGAAGAAGGUGAUGGAGGUGGUGGAUAAAGUGCCAAUCCAGCCAUUUGUGGCAAAACAGGGAGUUGAGAUUGUGACUGAUGAGAGGGCAACGRCAGUUCCAUCGCAUKCUGAYGAUGAGUCGAUCAUUAACUCGCUGCUCCAGAAGCUGGAGGCUGGCACAAAGAGCAUUCGUCCCGGGUUUCAAAUGCAUCCGAUUCAAUUUGAGAAAGAUGAUGACACAAACUUCCACAUGGACUUCAUUGUCGGACUUGCCAACAUGCGCGCACGGAACUACAGUAUCCCUGAAGUAGACAAGCUGAAGGGGAAGCUCAUYGCAGGCCGUAUUAUCCCGGCCAUUGCAACAACAACGGCCCUGGCAACCGGUUUUGUGUGUCUGGAGCUAUACAAAGUGCUUCAGGGCCAGCCUGCCAGCCAGCAUCGGAACACUUUUGCAAACCUUGCCCUACCCCUCUUUGCCAUGGCAGAGCCUGUUAGUGCACGGAAGUUCAAGCACGGGGAGCUGGAGUGGACCGUCUGGGAUAGGUGGGUUAUUGAGGGUGAUGUAACUCUGCGGCAAGUGCUGGAUUGGUUCCGUCAGAAGAAUCUGAACGCAUACAGUAUCUCCUGUGGCCAGAGUCUGCUGUAUAACAACAUUUUCCCCAGGCACAGAGAGAGAUUGGACAAGAAGGUGUCUGAUCUGGCGAGAGAGAUUGCGAAGCUGGAAGUUCCAMCACAGCGKCGRCAUUUUGACAUAGUGGUAGCAUGUGAGGAUGAYGAGAGUGAUGACCUGGAUGUCCCUCUGGUGUCGAUUCGCUUUCGGUAACUAGKSCCUGAGCUGGAUGUUUGCUCCGCAUGUGUGGGUAACGCUGUAUGCACUUUUGAGUUAUCUCCUGCUAACUAUCACGGAGAACGGAUAGAUGGCUGGGAUUUGUGUUUGUGGAUGCGGUAAGAGGUGCGAUACGUGUGUGUGUGUGUGUGUGUGUGUGUGUGUGUGUGUGUGUGUGUGUGUGUGUGUGUGAGAGAGAGAGAGAGAGAGAGAGAGAGAGAGAUUGGGAUGGCGAAUGGAGAGGCUGUGGAGGUCCUGCUAGGCCAAAUGGGGUAUUGUCAUCAUAUUGUAAGACUUUCAUUAGAUGACACACAAUAUGAGCUCUACUCAUCGUGAUUCAUAUCGCUAAGUAGAAAUGUUCAGGUAUUCAGAGGUCUUAUCAUUCUUUGAGUGGCAGCAUCUAUGCAGGAUGAUUGAUCGCUUUGCUUGACGGGUCUUUGUUAGGGCCCUCUUUCAUAUGGGUGGGAGGGGAAAGCUGCCAGGAGUGUGAAUGAAAUGAAAUGGUCUCAAUGUGGGCAAAGCUGUCUAUAUCCAGUGGUGAAGUUAACAUAUGUCUUAUACACUGAGAAAUGUGCUGAGAUUAUGCCCUUGCCUUCGAAACAGAGUCGUCGCUGUUUAAAAAUGCAGAGUUCGCUUCGAUGUGCAAUACCCCGGGAGCGGAAGAGAGGGCAGCUUACCCCAACUUGUUGGAUUGUUACGUAUUUUUUAUGUGAAAGGGAGUGUAUAGGCCUUCUGGUUUAGAAGCGUGAUUAUGAGGGAUGGGUGCAGGAGCUGCAAGGGGGUGGCAUACUUAUGCGGAAUCCUCCCUGAGCGGCUGUGCUCCUGUCGGUUUAUGAGAGGUGGUGAUCCAAAAUCGUCUGGAAAUAUGGGCGAAGUAGCUUCUCGGAUUGCAGUGAUGUGCUUUGGAAUCAGUUGCAUCAUCACUUCGGUGACUGCUGUGGAGGAUGAAGAUAGAGCCUGCUUUGGUUUUGUUUGUUUUGUGGUGGUGAGUGCAGAUAGUCCUCUUUCCUGGCUGAACAGUUUCUUUCUUUUUUCUUGAAGAUGCUGUCUUAUGUGGACUAAAUAAGAUGAUUUAUGGCCAUAAGUGUUCGACCGUUUGUUUCAGUGCAUCGCAAUCAUUCAUUUCCGUUGCUGGUACUUGUCUGAGAAUUCGACAAAAGCCAUUUGUGUGUGAAUUGGGACAUCUUCUGGCCGUGCUACUUCCAUCUGCAUUCUUGAGUUUUGAAGAAGCGACAUGUGCAAGCAAGUACCCCCUCAUUGACCUGUCAAUGAACUACAUCUCUCCAUUUCCAGUGUGUAAGAGGGACUCGAAUCAAUAUUGGGCGCUCGU
Chara braunii is the source of this 4631-nucleotide messenger RNA. The record is from the annotation of a GenBank genome assembly. NCBI's taxonomy places the organism in Eukaryota, Viridiplantae, Streptophyta, Charophyceae, Charales, Characeae.